Odontomachus brunneus is the source of this 5394-nucleotide messenger RNA. RefSeq names its product protein lin-54 homolog. The transcript has 12 exons. Lineage: Eukaryota; Metazoa; Arthropoda; Insecta; Hymenoptera; Formicidae. The record is from RefSeq and is a predicted model, not a curated record. Gene Ontology annotation, cellular component: nucleus. Bases 914 to 3385 code for a protein of 823 amino acids. Gene Ontology annotation, biological process: regulation of DNA-templated transcription.
CUAGGAUAAGAUCCAAUUGGCAACGCAGAAGAGACUUUGCCAUCUUGUAAUUAGUUUUGGUAUUCAAUCUUCGACCCAGUUCGCCCGCGUAAGCGCGAAAAAUGUUGUGGUUCUUAAAGUGCUCCGAAUCGAGUUCACGUCUCGUUGUCGCUCGCUGUCAUUAAUAUCUGCAUCUAACUGAUCGAUUUAGUCGCCUUAUCGCGUAAGGAGGUCAUUUUCUACGGCGGGUUUUGCACGCAAAAGUCCGCGGUGCAUUCUGGGCCAGCAAUGGUGGGCGCGUGAUUUUGAACAAUUCGAGCUAUCGAAGGAACGCGCAGGUACGUGUCUUGGACGUGAAAUAUCCAACGUGAAUCUUGUUCGUCCUGCCUCCCGGAGCCGGGCCUCCGAGCUUGGAGAGAAACGGAGUCUCCCCGGUUGCUGGUUUUGAUUUUGGUGAUACGACAUCUACUUCGUUGUCGAUUCGAACAUUUUGAGGUUAUGUUCCAUGUUAUUCGAGCUGCGCGCCGCUACGCUUGACGGUUUCCUCGAUGACCCGUCCGUUGCCGAGUUUCUAAUCAUGAAUCUUCCGCUGUAAGUUCGCGCAACUAAUCGUUUAAAAUCGAAUCGUCUACGGUACGCUCAAAAAUCCGCUUCACAAAAAUGGCGCGUUCCGCCAAUAAAUGGCGCUGAUGUUCUACGGACGAUUCGCGCUUUGAACUCGUUUUUUUGGCGUAUUCGAAUCUGUCGUACAGCAUUCGAAUUCUCGCUUGCUUCGAACUUCACUUGAGUGUUGUGGAGGCACAGUCGACAGCUGUUUCGCGAUUUUUGAAAGUGCAAGUGCGAAAAAUCAAGUUCCACCGUUUCAAAAAGGACGAUUGCGGGCUGCAUCAGCGAUGAAACGGUAGAAUCGCAGCGAUUAAAAUGUGAUAUUAUCAUGUCCACGAAUAAGGGGCAAAAUGCAAGGGCUUUGGUGGAGCCUGUAGCCUUGGAUUCACGUACACUGGGAGAUAGUGACCUUAGUGCACUGAGCUUAUCGAACAACAGUGAGCAAUACACUUCAAAUGACUUUGAUGCCUUUGCAAAUAUUCAAGCAGAACUUGAUUGUAUGAAUGCCGAGGAAGUUAUGUCAACAGAUGAAGACCGGAUAGUGCUCGAGGGUAACAUUGAGACUGACAACAUAGUACCUGAAGUAGAGAUGACUGAUAUUUCUGAGCAAGUGCAAGAGGAACAUGUUUAUACCAUGGCCAAUCAAAACAGCCAGAAUAUCGUAUUUCAAACCAAGCCUACAUUGCAGAGAGUGCCUGUAUCUGCAGUUCAAGUUAAGCCGAAUGUCUGUCAAACUACACAAAGUCAAUCAAUUAUGAUAGUGUCACCUGCAAGUGGACAAGGCACCAGUCAGAUUCUUAAGAUAUCACAUCCACCGACAGCAUCUGCUGAACAGCUACAGUCACUAGCCCAAACUCUCAUAGCAGGAAAGCCCGCGGAUGGGAACGUCGUUCAGUUGAGGUCGACACAGCCCACUAAGUCUAUCACGACAACCAGCUCCUCGGGAAAUAUCACAAUUAGUAAUAUGCAGAAUGUAAAGAUCGCUCAGCCGACAUUAAAACGAACAACACAGAAUAUUCAGCAAGGUCGCAACGUGUACACAAAGAUGAUACUGACAGGAGGUCAAACGCAGUCUGCUCAGCAGGUUCUUAUUACGAGUUCACAAAGUGAAAGUCAACAGAGCCAAGGAAUUAAAUUCCUCAAUAAUAGUUCUUCUAAUUAUACAAGCCCAACAAAAACUAUAACACUAGCUCAAGCACAUCAAAUUGGUAUAAUUUCUAAUAAAGUGCAACAUAUUUUGCCGUCAUCAUCACAGAAGCAGGGUAUGAUUUUGAACAAGUUGCUACAAUCUUCGACAUCACAACCAUCGAAAGUAACCAUAGUACCUACCAGCAGUACUACAAAGUCACCAACAAAAAUUCUCCCGGCACCAGCUGCGAGCAUUCAGGCGAAAUCUUCAACGACGACGAAUCAGCCGUCGACAAUUAUUUCAUCCAAAUCAUCCACCCAGCAAAAUCCACAGAAAGUGAUUAUUAGACAAAGUUCUUUGAAACCCGGCACUGUACUUGGAAGUGGACAAGUCAUUAGAAUACCUGCUAGUCAGAACAUUGUGACUGGAUCAAAUCAAGUUCAUCAAAUUCAAAUGCCUGGCAGACAAGUGCAAUAUGUAAGAUUAGUCAGUACACCUUCAUCAGGAUCCACCAAUGUGGUUACUGUAAGCAAGUCAAAGUCUGCCACGACACUUCAAACAGUAGGUAUUAGUCAGAAAAUAGGCAAUCAGCAACAGAUCGUGAAGGUUGUGCCACUAAAUACUGGCAAUCAAUCUCUGAGGACCGUUGCACCGAAGGCAACACUUACAAGUGGAAGUCAAAGACUUCUCAUACCUGCAGCAACCGCUACUGGGACAACUGUCGGUAAUCAGCCAAAAAACACUGUAGCAAUUCCUGCAUCAGCGCUAAGCCAAUUAGCGUCAGGUCAAGCGGUCAUAUCAGCCAAUUCGAAUGUUGGGAAUAUCGUUGUUCUUCCCGCUCAAUACAUUCAACAACAGUCAACGGAUGAUACGAAAUUGAAACCACAACAAACAACAUCAAAUCUAAUUGGAAAUACACAAAGUUCUACGGCAACUCUAUGCGUAAUAGAAGGGAAGAAUACUCAAAGAAAUCACGGCAAUGUUGAACCGAACGGCAUCAGGCCAAGAAAACCAUGCAAUUGCACCAAAUCACAGUGUCUUAAACUAUAUUGCGAUUGUUUCGCAAACGGCGAGUUCUGUCAUAUGUGUAAUUGCAACAACUGUUCGAAUAAUCUUGGAAACGAAGAGGAAAGGCAACGCGCUAUUAAAUCCUGUCUAGAACGUAACCCUAAUGCUUUCCGUCCGAAAAUCGGUAAAGGUCGUGAAACUGGUGACGAUAUAAGGAGACACAACAAGGGUUGCAAUUGCAAACGUAGUGGUUGUCUAAAAAAUUAUUGCGAAUGUUACGAGGCUAAGAUCCCAUGUUCUGCAAACUGCAAGUGUAUAGGUUGUCGUAAUAUUGAAGAUACAAUAUUGGAAAAAAAGGGGUUGAAAGAUCUAACAGAUACAACCGAAGUCAGGACGACUCAACUUAGUUUAAAUAAAGCGCAGCUACAAUUGUCGGAGAUGGCAUUUAGACCACCGGCAGCAUCUAACUCUGGCACCAGGCAGCCAUUUAAUUUCUUGACGGACAAAGUGGUGGAAAUAACGUGUCAAUGUUUAAUGGCACAAGCAGACGAGGCAGAACGUAAUAUGUUUGACGACGAGACAUCCCAGCGACUCAUUAUUGAAGAAUUUGGUCGAUGCUUGAAGGAAAUUAACGAGUCAGCGCAUAAAGCUGAAGCUACCUAGCAGGUGCACUUGUGGGCUUUUUAUUUUAAUUUUCGUUUUUCACUACUCAUUAACAUGUCUUUAUGGAAAUUGGGUAGAAAUAAAAAAAAUAGCAUAAUGAGUUGCGUACCAAAGACAAGAUCGCGGGAUGCAAGAAAAUCCCAGAUAUCCUUUUAACUCGCUAAAUUAUCCUUUAAGCGUUUUUUAAGCUCCUAUGUACUAACAACGGUUUGUAGUUGUGAUUGGUUGUGGUAUCUAAAUAACCAUAUUACAGCUCAUGCUGAGUUUCCUUCUUAGGUAUAUUCGAGGGUCUUUGUCUAAGAAAGAACAAAAUGAUUUAGUACUAAGGAGAUUAAAGAGGAAUUGAAUAAUUCUGCGUGGACUUGUGUUUCCUAGUGACAAAUAAUUUUAGAGAACAUAGUCUAGGCGGGCAAAUUUGUUUAUUCUUCACAAUUUCUAAUAUAGGACAGAAAUAAUAUUACUUUGAUGUAAAAAGAGUGAGAGAACGACCAUUUUCUUAUUGCUGACGAAAAAUUAAUUUUUUUGAUCUUGAUAAUAUUCAAAUAAUUACAACUAAUUAUCUUCUUAGAUAUAUGUUAUUAAAACAUAAUAAAUCAUAACAAAAAGAAAUUAUAAAACGUCAAAAGCGUCUUCGCCUAAUAGUUGAACUACGUAAUCAUCACUUCAUAUCUUGCGCGAUAUUAGAAACGUUACAUGUCUGAAGAAGCGAAUUCAUAUGUUACAUUUCUGUGAAUUUACUUCACAGAUUUCGAUUGCAAACUCGUUUUCAUAUAUAAUUUAUAGAAAUUUACUAUAUUUACAAAAUAAUAUAUAUUAGAUAGUAAAAACCAAAUAAUUAUAUAUAUAAUAAUUAUUUCUAUAUAUAUAUAUGUAUAUAUGUGUAUGUAUGUAUGUAUAUAUAUAUAUAUAUAUAUAUAUAUAUAUACAAUCUAGAAAAUGAUGUUGCGUAGGACAUUCUGUGCUUAUAUGUAAAAUAUUUGCGCAUUUGGAUCUGAUGCAUUCGUAGAAAAAUAUUAGUCAACAUUUUUUUCACAAAUUAUUUCGUUAUAAAUUGUUUUAAUAACAUUAAACGUCAAAUAAACUUUAUAAAGUAUAACGUGUAAUUACACGAGGAUAUAAUAAUAUAAUUUUGUUAUCAAUUGAUAACAAAAAUGAAAACUGAAUUACACUAUGUCUUUAGUUUUCGAUGGCAUGCAACUUAAAUAAUUGAUCGCAAACAAAAUUCUUAAUAAGAACUCUAAUCAAGAAAAAAAUUCCAAUUUGCCUGGGAUAUAUUAUACAUAUGUAUUUUUUUUUACUUAAAAUAUAAUUACGAGAUCAAAGAUGCAGCUACAAUUUAUACGAAGAUGUAUGUAUUUACAUUAUACGAUUUUAGUGUACAUUCAGGUUUGUAAUGUUCUUUCUAGCGAUUUUGCCGUUUUGCAGCAAAUACUUUUACUUGAAUUUUGCUUUAAGAAUAAUUCAGUUAUCUGAUUAUCACCUGAUAUAAUCAUCCCCUCAAUUUAUUCUUUUCUCUCUUGUAUUCAACUUUCAACUUUGCAAGAAAGAUAUUAGUGCAUUGCGAUUUGUACACUCGACUUUAAGAAGUCGUUGCAAUUAGUAUCUAUGAAUCUAAUAGAUAACACACAUGGUGUUAACCCUGGAAAUAUCAAAUUAAACAAAAGUAAAUAAUAUAUGGUAGUUUUUAACUAUUGUUGCUCAUAUAAUUAAAUUUUAUUUCACAUGUUUUGCACAUAUAUUCAUUGAAUAUAUAUUUGUAAAUGUAAGUAAGAAUAGCAGAAAUAAAUUGUAAAAUGAUAAUUAACACAAGUAACUUUCAUGCUGUAUAAAAUACAGAUAUAAAGUGCUCUGCUUGAUAACGUAUACAAUAAAGAUAAACAUUUUGGUAUUUCGAGGGUUAGAGUAAGUAAUAUUAAAUAUCGAUAGAUUUUUAAUAAUAGAUAUUACUUGAAAAACUUUAAAUGUAUAAUCACAUUUCGAGAAAUAAACAAAUGAAAAUAAAUUAUUAA